AUCCGGAACCGUCCUAUACCCCGUAGCAAAAGCUAUAUAUAAAAAAUUCUGUACCAACCAAACAGAGCACAAAAAGGUACGACGCCAGAAAGGCCAGAGCCCUCACCACCAAGGAAAAGAUAUGGUCACUCCUUUUACGACUCCGAAGCUCACCUCCCCAUGCUUUCACUCUCUCUUCUGCAGAAAAAUCCCGCUGCCCAUCUACUCUCCUCUCUCUUCAUCGUUUCUCUCUCUGAGUAAAACCCUAAACCCUAACCGUCGCCUUCCUCUAUCUCACUCCAGACAUCAGCGCCGCCACUUCGCCGCGGUUCGUGCGGAGUCCGAUAAUGGCGCCGAGUCUGCCCGAAGAUACGAUUUUGAUCUGUUCACUAUUGGCGCUGGCAGCGGUGGCGUCCGUGCGUCCCGAUUUGCCGCCAAUAUGGGGGCUUCCGUGGCUGUCUGCGAGCUACCCUUCUCCACAAUCUCCUCCGAGACAGCUGGCGGCGUGGGGGGAACGUGUGUGCUUCGUGGAUGUGUGCCAAAAAAACUGCUUGUGUACGCAUCGAAGUAUUCUCAUGAAUUUGAUGAGAGCCAUGGUUUCGGGUGGACAUAUGAUACUGAACCAAAACAUGAUUGGAGCACCUUGAUGGCUAAUAAAAAUGCUGAGUUACAGCGCCUUACAGGUAUCUACAAGAACAUUCUAAACAAUGCUGGAGUGACACUCAUUGAAGGCCGGGGAAAGAUUGUGGACCCACACACUGUUGAUGUUGACGGAAAACUAUAUACGGCAAGACACAUACUAAUUUCAGUUGGGGGACGACCCUUCAUGCCUAAUAUUCCAGGAAUUGAAUAUGCUAUAGAUUCAGAUGUUGCUCUUGACUUGCCAUCAAGGCCCGGAAAAAUUGCAAUAGUUGGUGGUGGUUACAUUGCUUUAGAGUUUGCUGGCAUCUUCAAUGGUUUGAAAAGUGAGGUCCAUGUGUUUAUUCGACAGAAAAAAGUUUUAAGGGGCUUUGAUGAAGAGAUCAGAGAUUUUGUCGCAGAGCAGAUGUCUUUAAGAGGAAUAGAGUUCCACACAGAGGAAUCGCCUCAAGCCAUUGUUAAAUCAUCAGAAGGUUCUCUUUCAUUGAAGACCAACAAGGGAACAGUUGAAGGCUUCUCACAUGUCAUGUUUGCAACUGGACGCAGGCCUAAUACUAAGAAUUUAGGGUUGGAGACGGUUGGAGUAAAAAUGACCGAGAAUGGAGCAAUUGAGGUUGAUGAAUACUCAUGCACAUCAGUUCCUUCCAUUUGGGCAGUUGGAGAUGUUACAGAUAGAGUGAAUUUGACCCCAGUUGCUUUGAUGGAGGGAAUGGCAUUGGCGGACACACUCUUUAAGAAUGAGCCAAGAAAACCUGAUUAUAGAGCUAUUCCGUCUGCCGUGUUUUCCCAGCCUCCAAUUGGACAAGUUGGUCUUACAGAGGAACAGGCUAUACAACAAUAUGGUGACAUUGAUGUCUACACAGCAAACUUCAGGCCCUUAAAGGCCACUCUCUCGGGCCUUCCUGAUCGUGUCUUCAUGAAACUUAUAGUUUGUGCAACAACAGACAGAGUUUUGGGAUUGCACAUGUGUGGAGAUGAUUCAGCAGAAAUUGUGCAGGGAUUUGCAGUCGCAGUGAAAGCUGGCUUGACCAAGGCAGACUUUGAUACCACAAUUGGGAUUCACCCCACUUCAGCUGAAGAGUUUGUCACAAUGAGGACUCCCACUCGGAAGAUUCGCAAGGGCCCUACAUCUGAGGGAACACCAGAUCAUGAGGCUAAAGCUCCCGCGGGAGUAUAACUUGGGGAUUACUGGAUUUAAUCUGUCAACCUGAUGUGCUGCCUUGCUGGUCCUUUAAGGUGCAGACAGCUGCAUUAUAUAUCUUUCAAGUUUAAGUCAUGCCUGCAAUUUGCAAAUACUGGUAGUCAUUAUUUUUUAUUCUUUCGACGAGAGAUCAGAAAUAAUCAUCACUGUUUAACGUUAGCUGUGGUAAUUUUUUGGUGCCAAUUAACUUGCAAUAUGCAUCAAUAGCAAGUUCAUA
Molecule: messenger RNA, 2036 nt
Organism: Tripterygium wilfordii
Lineage: Eukaryota; Viridiplantae; Streptophyta; Magnoliopsida; Celastrales; Celastraceae
Product: glutathione reductase, chloroplastic-like
Exons: 10
Coding region: 122-1795 (557 amino acids)
Biological process (GO): glutathione metabolic process; cell redox homeostasis; cellular response to oxidative stress
Cellular component (GO): cytosol; mitochondrion
Molecular function (GO): NADP binding; flavin adenine dinucleotide binding; glutathione-disulfide reductase (NADPH) activity
Source: RefSeq, a predicted model, not a curated record